Messenger RNA from Exophiala oligosperma, 2632 nucleotides. RefSeq lists its product as uncharacterized. Gene Ontology annotation, biological process: ubiquitin-dependent protein catabolic process; protein ubiquitination. NCBI's taxonomy places the organism in Eukaryota, Fungi, Ascomycota, Eurotiomycetes, Chaetothyriales, Herpotrichiellaceae. Bases 151 to 2325 code for a protein of 724 amino acids. The record is from RefSeq and is a predicted model, not a curated record. The transcript has a single exon. Gene Ontology annotation, molecular function: zinc ion binding; ubiquitin protein ligase activity. Gene Ontology annotation, cellular component: nucleus.
CUCGUAUUACUUACAGUACUACUGUCCGUUCUUGGUUCUCGCUCCUUCCCGCUUCCCAUCCAGUCUAGACUCUUAACCCGAUCGAACUCUUAGCACUGACCUUUCGCCCUCUACAAUAUUUCUUCAUACUAUGCAUACUCUACGGCUUCAAUGAGUGAGUAUUUGCCUUCGUUCAUUGUCGAACCUGUCCUUCGCCAAGCGCGACGGUUUUCCAGACUCAGCACUGCCGAAGAACCGCCCUCGUCCGGAUUCCUCCCUACUGUUCCCGACUUCCAACGCUGGAACCCAUCCCGUCUAUGGACGACGUCUCCGCCCCCUUCGCUCGAAGAGCCUGAACCAGAGAAUAAAGAGACCACGGUGCAGUCCAUUACAAGAACGAUACAGUUAUGGGUGAAUCAGCUGAAUGCGUUCGACGAUCAGAUCCCUUCACCUCCGCUGGAGCCAAUGGAUGGCCAUUUGGCACGAACGGUUUCAAGCCACGACACGGCUAUAGCAGAGUUUCCCCGCUUGGACACCGAGCCUGAAUCUUCCUCGCGGCCUGUCCUGGGCGAAGAACAUCGAACCAGUAGCGACAGGUCUCUGAAUCCUGCCCAGGAAUUAUCCUACAGAUCACGAGCGCAUCAAGACAGCGCGCGACCACAUUCCAUGUCUGAUCCGCUGGCAGUUGUUCAUGUCGGUUCGUUCGACGAAACCGAAGAUAUUGACGCAAGGCGAGAGGCUUACCAGGAGCAUGAGCGGCGCAGAAGAAAUGGAUCAGGCACACUACCAGAAGACGACGGCAUGGGAGUAUUAAGACAAAAGAUUAAUGCUGUGCGGAAUGGACCAGGGACACAAGCUGAAAAGUCCCGACUGGUACAUGCAUUGAUGAUGGAACGUCAUCUGACCAUUCAAGCGUUACGGUCCCCAAUCCUGGCCUCAAGUAAAGCACGCGACAUUUCUCGGAGCCCUGGAUCCCCAGUCUCAAUAACCUCUGGAGUCAGCCAUGAUGUAGUCUACAAUGUCACUGCAGAAGACUUGAUCCCGACUUAUGCGCCACUAGAUCCAGAGCCUGUGCAGGACGAAAUGAAUCUGGGCGGAGAACCGCCUGAGCCAGCUGCACCAGACUUGGGCUGUGUUCACUAUAAACGAAAUGUCAAGAUGCAAUGCAACACCUGUCAGAAAUGGUAUCCUUGCCGGUUGUGCCAUGAUGAAGUGGAAGAUCAUACUCUGCCGCGACGAGAGACCAAACAUAUGUUGUGUAUGUUGUGUAAAACUCCUCAGCCCGUUGGACAAUUUUGCCGAGAAUGCCGGACCAUGACAGCCAGCUAUUACUGUCGGAUCUGCAGACUCUGGAGUGAUGAUCCGAACAAGCCCAUCUAUCAUUGUGAUGACUGUGGCAUAUGCCGAAUUGGCCAAGGUCUGGGGAAAGACUUCUUCCAUUGCAGAACGUGUGGGGCUUGUAUGUCAAUCCAGGCAGAGAGUGUGCACAAAUGCAUUGAGAGGAGUACGAAAUGCGAUUGUCCCAUCUGUGGAGAGUACAUGUUUACUUCCAACAAGUCGGUGGUGUUUAUGCGGUGUGGACAUAGCAUUCAUGAGGACUGUUUUGCCGAAUGGUGCAAUGCUAGUUACAAAUGUCCGAUAUGCUCGAAGAGUAUUGCCAACAUGGAAAGUCAAUUUCGCAGAUUGGACCGACAUAUUGAAGAGCAGCCUAUGCCCGAAGAAUAUCGAGACAAUCGGGCUUAUAUCUUUUGCAACGAUUGCAACAGUCGCAGUGUGACCAGAUACCACUGGCUGGGGUUAAAAUGUUCUCUUUGUGAAUCAUACAACACUACGCAGCUCGAAUUGUUGGGCGCCGAGCAUACGCCCCAACUCGAGCGGGAGCAGGAGCGAGCUCAGCAAGCCGGCAUUAGCGAGGCUGCCAUCACGGCCAGUCAAAGCCACACUCCGACAGGAGAGUUGACCCAGCCUGCGACCACUCGGCCUGCUGAUGGCACUCCACCUCGACCUAUUGAUACUGCACUCAAUACUCGAUCUCCAGGGAGCCGGACUUCCUGGCUUUCGCCGCACUCUCCAACGGCACGAUCUGUCCGAUCUCAGUCGCCGGUGAUUGGGAGCUACUUCGGAACCGGACAACGGACAAUGGAACCAGCCGAACCACCGAGACGUGGCGCAACCCCGUUGGAAGAUGAUGAUGACCUGGAUUUCUGGGGACGACCGAAUUCUCCUCGUCAGCACGAGGAGAUAGAGGUUGUCUCCGAGUCCGAGAGUGAGAGUAGUAGCGACAACGCCAUGGACGAUGAUGAGGAUGAGGAAGAGGAUGCUAUGGAUCUAAUCGGGCACAGGUGAUGGUUGUGUGGUGAGUGUACCGGAUGGAUCAUGACCAUAAGACCCGCAAAAAAGUCAUGCAAGGCUUAGGCUUUGUACGGAGUAUGGUUGAGCUUGAUACGAAGAAGUGAUUAUGAUUGAGGAUGACCUGUGGUCUUUUUUCCCUUGUUUUUUCAUACAUGUGAUAGCACACAAUGGGCGUAUUGGGGCUUUUGGAACAAUAAGGAAUGGGUGAAAGGGGGAUUUUACAUCCUUAUGACUUGUACUAUUGUGUACAAUAUUACAACAGUGAAGAUGAUGAUGCAUUUGAAUUUUUCAUGACUUUUAG